This is a messenger RNA of Didymodactylos carnosus, 384 nucleotides long. The record is from the annotation of a GenBank genome assembly. Lineage: Eukaryota; Metazoa; Rotifera; Eurotatoria; Philodinida; Philodinidae.
AUGACCGAAGAACAAGUAAAAGAUGUUGGAAAAGCAUUUAUUCACCACUAUUAUCACACAUUUGAUACUGGAUCACGAGAAAAUGUUGCAGCUUUAUAUGAGCCAUCCGUUGGUCGAAUGGAUUUUAAUGGUGCAAAAACGGCUGUAGGUAUUGCGGAAAUAACAGAAAGACUUCGUAGUUAUACAUUUACAACAAUAACCCACACAGUAUCAACGAUGGAUGUUCAACAAACCUAUGAUGGUGGAAUAUUAAUUGUUGUUACUGGAAUGUUAAGAGCUGACAAUGAUCAACCAAUGCAAUUUACCGAAACAUUUUUAUUAAAGGGUGCAAAUAAUUCAUGGUUUGUUGUAAACAAUUUUUUUCGUUUAGUUUUUCAUGGAUGA